This is a messenger RNA of Paralichthys olivaceus (Japanese flounder), 3495 nucleotides long. RefSeq names its product zinc finger protein 653 (gene znf653). Gene Ontology annotation, molecular function: transcription coregulator activity. NCBI's taxonomy places the organism in Eukaryota, Metazoa, Chordata, Actinopteri, Pleuronectiformes, Paralichthyidae. Gene Ontology annotation, biological process: regulation of transcription by RNA polymerase II. The record is from RefSeq and is a predicted model, not a curated record. Gene Ontology annotation, cellular component: nucleus.
ACUUCCGGCUCGAUCACAACAUCAGCUGUUGUGGCCAAGAUGGCGCUCAACCUGACGGAGCCAGAGGUUCCUCUGGACACCGACCAAGCUGGGGACCCGGGGAAAUGUGCUCUGAGGCGCUGCAGAGGGAGACCCAGGCUCACGGACACAGACCGGGCCCAGAGGCGCCUCGAGUCCCGGAAGAAGUACGAUGUCCGGAGGGUUUAUCUGGGGGAGUCCCACAAACUGUGGAGCGAGCUCCGCAGGCGGACUCGACUGAGCGACGCUGGACUGGCGGAAUAUCUGAUCCUGCUCAACUCCACGUAUGGAGACAGCUACCAGGAGACUCACUGCGGGAAGAAGAUUGUUCCAGAAGAAGUACAACAGAAAAAAGGCAGAAAGGAGAGUGUGUCGAGCCUUCAGAGCCUCGUGUGCUGGUACCAGGAACACUCCCGCUCCUGCUCUCACGAACCGCAGCUCAAGACUCUGGAGCUCCAGCCCAACUUCUCCACUGCCGCUCUGUGGCAGUGUGACUCCAACCACUCUUUUGUGCAAUACCUUUUCUCACCACCGAGGGAGGCAAGUGACUCUGAACAGGAGGAGGAGAAUACCACAAAAGCGGACUUGCUCUCGGCUAAAAGCACAGUGAGCAGCAGGAGGAGGAGAAAAGAGACUCACAAACUAUUCAAAGAUGUGGGAGAAAACGAGGAUGUGUCUGAGGUACAGCAUGCAACCACGAGCCUGAUCGAAGACGCUGUUUCUCUAAACCACCAGACGAGUGUCGAGGCUUCUUCCAAGGAUGUCCCGCUGAUGGGGCAGCCUGUGUGGGAGAUAGAGAUGGAAGAACGGCAGGGCUCCCCCGCUGCAGCAUUUGUCUCCAUCUCCUCAGAAGAGGAGGCCGAGGAUCUGAGGCAGAGCAGAGACGGAGGGGAAGGAGAGAAACUCAGAGAAGAAGAAGAAGAAGACGACAUCAGGACUGUACCACAUAAUUAUAAUUGUGUUACCAUGACAACACCCUUAGCCGACAAACUGGAGAAGACGGACGAGGACUCGGUGCCGUCGCAGAGCUUGAGCGGCCACGUCGAACUGUCGGUCCCAUCAAUCCCAGCGCCCAUUCAGGUCCAAGAGCAGAGUGAGCUGUUCCACCCUCAGACUCUGCAGACGGUGGUGACCAGCUGUGAGAUUCCUGACCAGAGGACGUCUUUGGAGGGCUCACAGUUAAUUAUAAUCACUGGCCCCAGCUACGAGGCCCUGGCAUCAGAGGGCAUCCAGCUCAACAUGGGCGGAGGAACCGUGGAGGAAGUCACCUGCACAGUCAUCGGGGGCGUCACCUACAACCAGGUUUGCUCCUGUGACUCAAAAAUGACCACAGCGGAGGACGAAGACUCCAUGACAGGUUUGAGUGACAAACAGCUGCUGCAGCCGGCUGAUGCUCUGGAACUCAGUGGUGACAGAGAACUGCAAAGGAAUCUGAGCAGUGUCAGGUCAAAGAGAAACAGACGAGGCCCAGUCAUCGAGGCGGACGGGAUGCUCAAGAUGUUCCACUGUCCGUACGAGGGCUGCAGUCAGGUCUACGUAGCGAUCAGCAGCUUCCAGAAUCACGUGAACCUGGUUCACAGGAAAGGGAGGACCAAGGUUUGUCCUCAUCCAGGCUGUGGAAAAAAGUUCUACCUGUCAAAUCACCUGCAUCGCCACAUGAUCAUCCAUUCAGGGGUGAGAGAUUUUAUCUGUGAGACGUGUGGAAAAUCGUUCAAGCGAAAGAAUCACCUGGAGGUUCACAGGCGGACCCACACAGGAGAAACGCCACUUCAAUGUGAAAUCUGCGGCUACCAGUGUCGCCAGCGUGCCUCCCUGAACUGGCACAUGAAGAAACACACUCCAGAAGCUCACUACAACUUCACCUGUGAGUUCUGCGACAAGAGGUUCGAGAAGCUGGACAGCGUUAAAUUCCACAAGCUGAAGAGCCACCCAGAUAAGCAGGCGACCUGAGGCGCUCGAGCAAACGCUGCUGACAGGAGCUGGAGAAGAACGGGUUCAUCCUCACUAACCGAAGGAAGACUUCCAGCGAGGACAGAGACGUUCCUCCGCCGGGGUUGUGUUGCUUCUCUCGUCCAAGAGGUCAAGGAUCGCCUGUGAACACAAACAGUGGACAAGCCACUCUGACUGCUGUGCAGGAAACAGCAAGAGAGAAAAUCUUAAUCCACUGUUAAUAACUGACCAUCCGAUCCUGGUGACGCAACCGUAACCAGACUUGGCAGCUCUACUCCGGACUUUUAGAGUUUUGGAAACGCUGCUGGUCCCGUUUUUUGAUUUAAAAAGUCUAGACGGACAGAAACAGCCUUUUUCGGUCACAACGUAGCCUUCGCUGAUUCGUCAGGCUCCUGUCACAUGACCCCCUUCUGUAGGAAAACAACCAACGUCAGCCUCGGCGUCCAGUUUAGAACACAACAUGGAGAAUCAAUUACAAGUGUUACUGACCCUGUUGUCUUUAUUUGCUAUGAUACAACAUAUAUUAUUUGAGCAAACUGACACCGACCAAACGGUUUCUGUUUGGUGCUGUUUUUCUCAUUUCUCAAAAUCAGUUAGUUAAUGUUUUUUUGGGAGCUCGUCUGGGAUUCUACGAUAUCGGUAACGUUAGCUACUCUGCCCUGCUCCUACCUGGGUCUGAGAGAGUCCCACAACAAAGCCUGAUGUUAGCUGACGUAGCAUCGCGCUCUUCAAACACACAGUUAAUGUUAAAAUCCUCCUUAUGAAGCCGUUUUCUUUCCAUGAAGAUGGAAUGUGUGAGAUACGCAGCUAACGUUGAGCAAAGUCACUUUAGGGCAAAGUAACAAUCUAAUCUUACAUAUUUCCUUAUCGUUCUUUAAACACAAGAAGCUCUCACAGGAAUAUUUAGACACUCUCUUUAAUCCCAUGUUUUACACACGGACAUUUAAGUGAUGAGGCUUUUUGCCUGGGACUUGCUGCUCUGCCCUCUCAGUGGGGGACAGGGGACAGUGUUUUCAGCAGCGUGUGGAGCUGAUAUGACUCGGCUUAAUCGGUUGCCUGGUAGUUUCCAUGUUCUUCCCGUGUUUGCGUUGGUUUUCUCCGGCUCCGUCCCACAGUCUACAGACAUGCAGACGGGGGUUCGGUUAAUUGGAGACAGAAGAAUGGUCCUUUAGGGAUAACGUGUGAUUUAAAUAUGAUUACUUGGCCCUUUAAUACACAACUAAGAAAGAUUAUAGAUGACAAGCAGUGCGGUGGGUGAAGAUAUGACUACUUGCCGUGUGCUGCGUACACUUGUGCUUGUAGUGACACAUGUCGGCUCUUUCAUGUCAGUCGUUGAAAUGUCAGCAUCUGUUGCGUGGGACACGAGCCUCCAUCUUACGUUGUGGUCCUGACUUACAGGAGCAGAUGAAUCCUGUAAGUCGUAGUCACGGGACAAUUUCUCAGGAAAAUUCACCUCAGUCGUCCCGUUCUUGUGUCCUGUCUGUAUUUCAGUUCCUGACUAAUGAUUCACUAAAAAUACGAACAUGA